AUGAGUACGACAAAUAUUGAUUCGUCGUGUUGUCUUGAAAAUAAUAAUAAACAAGAAUGUACACCUUCGGCAAAAUAUACUGAAGUUAGUCAAAAUGGUGAAGUUCUUUAUCAAUCAGAUUCUGUGCCUGUUGAAAUAACAGCAACUUAUUUACAACCAAGAGAUACAAUUGCACAAAGAAAUGCUGCAAUGACUGGUGAAAAAACUAGUGAUCAAUAUAGGGCAUUUAAUAUUCCAGCAAAAUUUGAUAAUCCAGACUGGUGGCAAGGUUAUAGCAAGAAAGAACCAAAUCCACUCUAUCGUACAACAGCACAAGAUUAUGGUGCUGAAAAACCUAAUAUUCAUACAAUGCCAACUGUUUAUCGAACACAAUCAAGUGCCUUUACAGAACAUCUUGGUAAAUGUGGUAUUUAUCGUUAUCAAGGUCUUAAUACGGCUAUAGACAAAGGACGAUUUAUAGACAAAUAUUAA
Messenger RNA from Rotaria sordida, 471 nucleotides. The record is from the annotation of a GenBank genome assembly. NCBI's taxonomy places the organism in Eukaryota, Metazoa, Rotifera, Eurotatoria, Philodinida, Philodinidae.